GCCACACGUCCUGUAGAUGGCGGUGUCAGUGUUGAGUUUGAGUCCCUAAAAUCGUGCCAGGAGUAGUAGAAGAAGAAGACGAAGAAGAUGGCGGAACGGGGCUACAGUUUCUCCCUCACCACAUUCAGCCCCUCGGGUAAACUGGUCCAGAUUGAAUAUGCCCUGGCCGCUGUAGCAGCCGGAGCCCCCUCUGUAGGGAUCAAAGCUUCCAAUGGUGUUGUCCUGGCAACGGAGAAGAAACAAAAAUCCAUCCUGUAUGAUGAGCAGAGUGUUCACAAAGUGGAACCCAUCACCAAACACAUAGGCAUGGUUUACAGCGGCAUGGGACCUGACUACAGGGUUUUAGUGCGUCGAGCUCGGAAGUUGGCCCAGCAGUACUUCCUGGUUUAUCAGGAGCCAAUCCCCACAGGCCAGCUCGUCCAGAGAGUGGCCUCUGUAAUGCAGGAGUACACACAGUCUGGUGGUGUACGUCCAUUUGGGGUGUCGCUUCUGAUUGCUGGAUGGGAUGAGGACCACCCUUACUUGUUCCAGUCAGACCCUUCUGGUGCAUAUUUUGCAUGGAAAGCCACAGCUAUGGGAAAGAACUACGUCAACGGAAAAACAUUCCUCGAAAAAAGGUAUAACAAUGAUCUGGAAUUGGAGGAUGCUAUCCACACAGCUAUCCUGACGCUGAAGGAGAGUUUUGAGGGUCAGAUGACAGAGGAGAACAUUGAAGUGGGGAUCUGUAACGAAGCCGGCUUCAAAAGACUCACCCCGGCUGAGGUGAAAGACUACCUGGCAGCCAUUGCCUGAACACCCCCUCCCUGCUGCCCAGGGUCUCUGGCCACUUUCCAAGUCAAAGACAUAGCAGCACAGUAGCCAACAGUUGUGUGACACUUCAUUCAGAUACCACAGAGCCAUUUGUAUAGAGUUUGACCACAUUGUGCCACGGCCAUCACAUUUCUGCCUCUGUGCUACAGAUAGAGGCAGCAGAUUGUAAACAUGUGACAAUGCCCCCCAGAACAUUGCCAUAUCUAAGAGCAUAAUUAUCAGCUGACUCUUUAUUCUGCUUGAAAUUCUGCUUCUCAUUCAGAAAUCAUACCCAAGCCCUGAACCCACUCACUUAAUAAAGGUGAUGAGCUUCGAGGAUGACUGUGUAGCUGAUAUAGCUGCCACUCACAACUGCAAUAGCUAACCUCCAUCAAUGGCUGUGAGAUAUCUGGAUGAAACUCAUGUGACUAAUUGGUGUUGUCAAACAUGCACUUAAAUACUGCGAGUUAUGGCAGCUGACUGCUGUGCAAACGAAGUGGAAGGUGGACUCUGAUUUAGGUUAAAUCUCAAGUCUUCCCCUGAAUCCUUGGAUUUUCUUAUUCUUCAUCUCUCUUGCAAGGCCAAUGCCAAUUUAAAAUGUUUGGAAAUAAUAAUAAAAAAAAAAAAACUGUGUUCAGAACUCUGUUUUUAUCAAACCACUUCCCUUGCUAAAGCUGACAAAAUGCUUCUGGUGACACCAAGAUCCAAACUUCAGAAAAUCUUUUUUUCAGAAGAAACUGAAGUUUAAAGGCAAAUAAAACUUCUAGCAGAGCAGCCCUGUUUUGAUGACUAGUCUUAGAGAGGCAUCCUUAUCCCAAGAGCCGUGGUUUCACAGCUCAGUCCUGUGGGUGACGCGUCCAGCCUUAAAGUCGUGGCUGUUUCCCCCCAAAUAGCUGCACAUAUCAAAAACAUGUCAAAGGCUGAACAAGUAUGAAUUGAGGAUCGAAGGGAAAGCUUUGAGAUUUGACGAUUUACAUCUGUUUGUCUGUAUAGCGGUUUUACACAAUGUACCAGAAAAGUUGUUUUUCCAAGUUAGCAACAUUUCUAUAGUUUGUAUUUCUCCUCUGGUAUCUGUGAUCCAAUAAAAGACGAGAAGUUUA
Myripristis murdjan (pinecone soldierfish) is the source of this 1889-nucleotide messenger RNA. It is a transcript of the gene psma2a, whose product is annotated as proteasome 20S subunit alpha 2a. NCBI's taxonomy places the organism in Eukaryota, Metazoa, Chordata, Actinopteri, Holocentriformes, Holocentridae. The transcript is spliced from 8 exons. The record is from RefSeq and is a predicted model, not a curated record. Gene Ontology annotation, cellular component: proteasome core complex; proteasome core complex, alpha-subunit complex. Bases 88 to 792 code for a protein of 234 amino acids. Gene Ontology annotation, biological process: ubiquitin-dependent protein catabolic process.